Camellia sinensis is the source of this 1333-nucleotide messenger RNA. Lineage: Eukaryota; Viridiplantae; Streptophyta; Magnoliopsida; Ericales; Theaceae. The record is from RefSeq and is a predicted model, not a curated record.
AUGGUGGAAGUACGAGAAAGCUCGUGUUGGGGGUACUUGGGAGGCGUUUAUAAAUGCUUUUCAGGAGAGGUUUUAGCAGAGGCAAUGGGGACAUUCAUUAUGAUGUUUUGUAUAUGUGCAAUCAUAGCAAUCACUCAGCUUAUGGGUGGCCAAGUUGGCCUCUUGGAAUAUGCAGCCACGGCAGCUCUCACAGUGGUGGUGGUGAUUUUCUCCAUUGGAGCCAUCUCUGGAGCUCAUGUCAACCCUUCUAUCACUUUUGCCUUUGCUACUUUAGGUCAAUUUCCAUGGUCCCAGGUUUUAGCAGAGGCAAUGGGGACAUUCAUUAUGAUGUUUUGUAUAUGUGCAAUCAUAGCAAUCACUCAGCUUAUGGGUGGCCAAGUUGGCCUCUUGGAAUAUGCAGCCACGGCAGCUCUCACAGUGGUGGUGGUGAUUUUCUCCAUUGGAGCCAUCUCUGGAGCUCAUGUCAACCCUUCUAUCACUUUUGCCUUUGCUACUUUAGGUCAAUUUCCAAGGUCUCAGGUGUUGGUUUUAGCAGAGGCAAUGGGGACAUUCAUUCUGAUGUUUUGUAUAUGUGCAAUCAUAGCAAUCACUCAGCUUAUGGGUGGCCAAGUUGGCCUCUUGGAAUAUGCAGCCACGUCAGCUCUCACAGUGGUGGUGGUGAUUUUCUCCAUUGGAGCCAUCUCUGGAGCUCAUGUCAACCCUUCUAUCACUUUUGCCUUUGCUACUUUAGGUCAAUUUCCAUGGUCCCAGGUUCCACUAUACAUAAUAGCACAAAUCAUGGGGUCAACAUUGGCAACAUAUGUGGGAAGUUUAGUAUAUGGAAUAAAAUCAGAACUGAUGAUUACAAGACCAUUGCAAGGAUCUACUACUGCCUUUUGGGUGGAGCUCAUUGCUACUUUCAUCAUCAUGUUCCUUGCUUCUUCUUUGGAAUAUCAAUCUAAAUAUGUAGGCCAUUUGUCAGGAUUCAUUGUUGGGACGGCGAUUGGACUUGCAGUUCUAAUCUCAGGGCCUAUUUCAGGAGGGUCAAUGAACCCGGCAAGGUCAUUAGGGCCUGCAAUUGUUUCAUGGAAAUUUGGCGAUGUGUGGAUUUACCUCAUUGCCCCUACUGUUGGAGCUGUUGGGGGUGCAUUGCUGUUUCGUGCUUUACGACUUCAACAUCAUCCUUGUGGCCCUGAUUCCUCUCCUAAUACCACUCGGCUAAGGCAACCGUUACAUUAGCUUUUGUUUAAGGAUUGUUGCUUACAAUGUUAUAAACAUUUGUAGUGGCUAUAAUAUGUGUUUCAAUUUCAUACCAUGCUCUGAAUUCAAUAUGAAAACUAAUAAUAGUAUUAUA